AUGAGGGGUUUCAUUUUUACUUUGCUUCUCUUCUCUCUCCUGCUUGCCAUCUCAGAAGUGAAGAGUGAAGAAUCCAGGAAGCUCUGCGGGCUCCAGUACAUACGAACUGUCAUUUACAUCUGUGCCAGCUCCAGGUGGAGAAAGCACCUGGAGUCGAUCCCGCAAGGUCAGCAAGAAAUCCAAUGCAUUUCCCCCAGAGUAGAACUUGGUUGCUGCCUUUGUCAGAGCUCUCUAAGGAAGUAUUGUUUUUUCCCUUCCAUACGGCUGAGAGGAAACCGCUUCCAGCUGCCUAAUGAACAGGAGAUUUCUGAGGAAAGCGCAGUGCAAAACCUUCCAAAGAGGGAUUCCUCGGGGGAGGAAAGUCUUCAGGGUGAACAGCUGCCCACGGAAGGGCUUUGGAGGUCAAAGAAGUAUUCGGUGAUGUCAAGACAAGACUUGCAAAAGUUGUGCUGCACCGAAGGCUGUUCCAUGUCUGACUUGAGCGCUCUUUGUUAG
This is a messenger RNA of Balaenoptera acutorostrata (minke whale), 495 nucleotides long. RefSeq names its product insulin like 5 (gene INSL5). The transcript has 2 exons. Gene Ontology annotation, molecular function: hormone activity. NCBI's taxonomy places the organism in Eukaryota, Metazoa, Chordata, Mammalia, Artiodactyla, Balaenopteridae. Gene Ontology annotation, cellular component: extracellular region. Gene Ontology annotation, biological process: positive regulation of feeding behavior. The coding region runs from base 1 to 495 and encodes 164 amino acids. The record is from RefSeq and is a predicted model, not a curated record.